AUGAGGGAAGGCUGGAGGUGCUUGCUGGGACUGUGCCUCCUGGCACGCUCUGCCUCCCCCGCCUCCCCCCACGGUGCCGCCAACCCCUUUGCUGGGCAACAGAUGCCCCCAGACCCCUGCUACGAUGACGCAGGCGCCGCCCGCCGCUGCAUCCCCGAGUUCAUCAACGCCGCCUUUGGCAAGGAGGUGGCCGUGUCCAGCGUGUGCGGCUGGCCGACGUCGUCGCGCUCUUGUAGCAUGGUGGAGCGCAUUGAGGAGCGGCCUUCAGUGGGCACCUGCCAGAUCUGCGACGCAGCGGACCCAUGGCGUGCCCACCCGCCCUCCUACCUCACCGACCUCAACUCGGCCCACAACCUCACCUGCUGGCAGUCGGAGAAUCUGCACACCUCGCCAAACAACGUCAACCUCACGCUGUCGCUGGGAAAGAAGUUUGAAAUCACCUACGUCAGCUUGCAGUUCUGCUCGCCCCGCCCAGAGUCACUGGCAAUCUACAAGAGCAUGGACUACGGCAAGAGCUGGACGCCUUACCAGUACUAUUCGUCCCAGUGCCGGCGCAUGUACAACCGGCCUAACAAGGCGGCCAUCACAAAGCAGAAUGAGCAGGAGGCCCUUUGUACCGACGGCCACACUGACCUCUACCCCCUUUCCGGAGGGCUCAUUGCCUUCAGCACUCUGGACGGGCGGCCCUCCGGGAAAGACUUUGACAACAGCCCUGUGCUCCAGGACUGGGUAUCAGUCACCGACAUCCGUGUGGUCUUCAGCCGGCCCCAGCUGCCCCGCGAAAUAGGGGCAGGAGAAGGGGGGGGGAUGGGCAGGGGAGGCCAGCCGGAUGAGGACCCAAUGGUGCCGCCCACGUCUCUGCCGGCGUACUUCUACGCGGUGGGGGACUUCCAGGUGGGUGGGAGGUGUAAGUGCAAUGGGCACGCCUCACGCUGCCUCAAGGACAAGGAGGGCAAGCUGGUGUGCGACUGCAAGCACAACACGGAGGGGCCCGAGUGCGACCACUGCAAGCCCUUCCACUACGACCGGCCGUGGCAGAGGGCCAGCGCCCGUGAGGCCAACGAGUGUUUACCGUGUAACUGCAACCUGCACGCCCGGCGCUGCCGCUUCAACAUGGAGCUGUACAAGCUGUCAGGGAGAAAGAGCGGAGGCGUGUGCAUGAACUGUCGCCACAACACGGCUGGACGCCACUGCCACUACUGCAAGGAAGGCUUCUACCGGGACAUGGCCAAGCCCAUCGCACACCGCCGCGCCUGCAAAGCCUGUGACUGCCACCCGGUGGGUGCGGCAGGGAAGACAUGUAACCAGACGACGGGCCAGUGCCCCUGUAAGGACGGCGUGACGGGCAUCACCUGUAACCGCUGUGCUAAGGGCUACCAGCAGAGCCGCUCGCCCGUGGCCCCCUGCAUCAAGAUCCCAGUGGUGAACCCUACUGCCAUGGUCAGCGGCAGCACAGAGGAACCGGCAGAUUGUGAGUCAUAUUGCAAACCAGUGAAAGGGAAUCUGAAGAUCAACAUGAAGAAAUACUGCAAGAAAGACUAUGCGAUGCAAGUCAACGUGCUGGACAUGGAGACGGUGGGCGACUGGGCCAAGUUCUCUGUCAACGUGGUGUCUGUCUACAAGAGCCGUGGAGAGCCACUUAAACGGGGCGACAACGUCCUGUGGAUCCAUAUGAAGGACCUGGCUUGCAAGUGUCCAAAAAUCCAGAUGAGCAAGCACUUCCUGGUUAUGGGGGCCGUAGGGGCCACUGCGGGAGCAGAGCGGAUAGGGCUCCUGGCCGAUAAGAACAGCCUGGUCAUCCAGUGGAGAGACAUUUGGACACGACGCCUCCGGAAGUUCCAGCGCAAAGAGAAGAACGGCAAGUGCAGCAAAGCAUGA
This is a messenger RNA of Salvelinus namaycush (lake trout), 1878 nucleotides long. RefSeq names its product netrin-3-like. The record is from RefSeq and is a predicted model, not a curated record. Gene Ontology annotation, molecular function: protein binding. NCBI's taxonomy places the organism in Eukaryota, Metazoa, Chordata, Actinopteri, Salmoniformes, Salmonidae. Bases 1 to 1878 code for a protein of 625 amino acids. The transcript is spliced from 7 exons.